GUUUUCCAGCAAUAUUUAUUGGCUUUAUGAUCCAACUGACUGCACACAUUUGGCACCGGGGUGGGAGAGGGAACGAGAGGCUGGAGGUGGAGAAGAGAGUUGGACCAAUGGGAGGCUGUACCAGCAAAGACCAGCACUAAUGGCUGAUCGGGUGCUUGUGAUCGGCAGUGGAGGGAGAGAACAUGCGCUGGCCUGGAAGCUGGCCCAGUCCCCACAUGUAAAACAAGUGUUUGUUGCUCCAGGAAACGCAGGAACAGCUGACAAUGGAAACAUUUCCAAUUCAGCUGUUUCAGUCAGCAAUCAUGCUGCACUUGCCCAGUUCUGCAGAGAUCAGGAGAUCAGGCUGGUUGUGGUUGGUCCAGAGGUUCCUCUUGCUGCUGGAAUUGUUGAUGACUUGACAGCAGCUGGAGUGAGAUGUUUUGGUCCAACAGCAAAGGCAGCUCAGCUGGAGUCCAGUAAGAGCUUUACCAAAGCCUUCUUGGACCGUCAUGAGAUCCCAACCGCAAGAUGGAAGUCUUUUACUGAUCCAAAAGCAGCAUGUAGCUUCAUCAACAGUGCGAACUUCCCUGCUUUAGUUGUAAAAGCUAGUGGCCUGGCAGCUGGCAAAGGAGUAAUUGUAGCUUCAAACAAGGAAGAAGCCUGCAAAGCUGUUAAUGAAAUCAUGCAGGAUAAGACUUUUGGCACAGCUGGGGAAACGGUUGUUGUUGAAGAACUCCUUGAAGGAGAAGAAGUUUCUUGCUUAUGUUUCACGGAUGGCGUCACAAUUGCUCCCAUGCCCCCAGCCCAGGACCACAAGAGAUUAAUGGAUGGAGAUGAAGGCCCUAACACUGGAGGAAUGGGAGCCUAUUCUCCAGCACCUCAGAUUUCUAAAGAUUUGCUGCUGAAAAUAAGAGAUACCGUUCUUCAGAAAACUGUUGAUGGCAUGAGGAAAGAAGGUGUCCCCUAUUUUGGUGUGCUUUAUGCUGGGUUAAUGCUUACCAAGGAUGGACCUAAAGUUCUAGAGUUUAACUGCAGAUUCGGUGACCCAGAAUGUCAGGUAAUUCUUCCACUGUUGAAAAGUGAUUUGUAUGAAGUUAUGCAAGCAGUUAUCAAUAAAAAGUUGUCUAGUUCCAUGCCAGUGUGGUUUGAAGACAGUGCGGCUGUGACCGUGGUGAUGGCUAGUGAAGGAUAUCCAGGAACCUAUCCCAAGGGUUUGGAAAUAACAGGACUUUCUAAGGCUAAAGAACUAGGACUGGAGGUGUUCCAUGCAGGCACGGCCCUGAAGGAUGGCAAAGUGGUGACUAGCGGAGGAAGAGUCCUUACAGUAACUGCAAUUAAAGAGGAUCUAAUGACAGCACUGCAAGAAGCCAACAAGGGAGUAGCAGCUAUAAAUUUCAAGGGUGCCAUUUAUAGAAAGGACAUUGGUUAUCGGGCUAUAGCUUUCCUGAGUCAAUCCAGAGGCCUGACUUACAAAAACAGUGGGGUAGACAUCGCAGCAGGGAAUACUUUGGUUCAGAAAAUUAAACCCCUAGCUGCAGCCACAUCAAGGUCAGGCUGCAAUGCAGAGCUUGGAGGAUUUGCUGGCCUCUUUGAUUUGAAAGCAGCUGGUUACAAAGAUCCUAUCCUGGUAUCUGGAACUGAUGGUGUUGGCACAAAACUUAAGAUUGCACAAGUGUGUAAGAAACAUGACACUAUAGGUCAAGACCUGGUUGCUAUGUGUGUCAAUGACAUCCUGGCUCAAGGAGCAGAGCCCCUCUUCUUCCUUGACUAUUUUGCCUGUGGUAAACUUGACGUUGAAGUGGCUCAGGGGGUCAUUGCAGGAAUAGCUGAAGCAUGCAAAAAGGCAGGAUGUGCUCUUUUGGGAGGAGAAACUGCUGAAAUGCCAGGCAUGUAUCCACCUGGAGAGUAUGACCUAGCAGGCUUUGCCGUCGGUGCAGUAGAGCGAGGGCAGAUGCUGCCCCAGUUGGAGAGAAUUGCUGAUGGAGACAUGGUUAUUGGAGUAGCUUCUUCUGGGGUUCACAGCAAUGGGUACAGCCUCGUAAGGAAGAUUGUUGAAAAGUCAUCAUUAGACUUCUCUUCUCCAGUUGGCGUCUCUGGUGAUCAGACAUUAGGAGAUCUCUUGUUAACCCCAACUAAGAUCUACAGCAAGACUUUGCUGCCUGUCCUUCACUCAGGCCACGUGAAAGCCUAUGCCCACAUCACUGGAGGAGGCUUGCUGGAAAACAUCCCCAGAGUUCUCCCAGAGUCCUGUGGUGUUGUUUUAGAUGCUCUUAGCUGGAAGAUUCCUGAAAUAUUUUGUUGGCUCCAUAAAGAAGGGAACCUCUCUGAGGAGGAAAUGACUCGGACAUUUAAUUGUGGGAUCGGUGCCGUCUUGAUCGUUCAGAAGGAGAUGGCUCAGCAGGUCCUCAAGGACAUCCAGAAACACGAGGCAGCCUGGCUGAUUGGGAGGGUUGUCCCCCUACAAAAAGGCUCUGCCCAUGUUAAAGUCCACAGUCUGCUUGAAGCCUUGCGAGCAAAUAGGUCACUGUCUGUGCACAGCCAUAUCCAAGGCAAAAUCCAAACAAACAAAGUGAAGGUUGCUGUCCUUAUCUCUGGAACAGGCACAAACCUGGAAGCCCUGAUAAAUAGCACAAAGAAACCCACCAGUUUCGCACAAAUAGUUCUUGUUGUUUCUAACAAAGCUGGUGUGGAAGGGUUAAGGAAAGCUGAAAGAGCUGGUAUUCCUACAAAGGUUAUUGACCAUAAAUUGUAUGAAAGUCGCACUGCAUUUGACAGUGCAGUUGACAAAGUCCUCGAAGAAUUCUCAGUUGAACUGAUCUGCCUUGCUGGGUUUAUGCGAAUACUGUCAGGUCCUUUUGUCAAGAAAUGGGAAGGAAAAAUAUUGAACAUCCACCCAUCCCUGCUGCCUUCUUUCAAGGGAGCAAAUGCCCACAAAUUGGUGUUAGAAGCUGGCGUCCGAGUCACAGGCUGUACUGUACACUUUGUAGCUGAGGAGGUUGAUGCUGGAGCAAUCAUUUUCCAAGAGGCAGUUCCCGUUAAGGUCGGUGACACAGUGGAGACCCUGUCUGAAAGGGUGAAGGAGGCUGAGCACCGAGCCUUCCCAGCUGCCCUGCAGCUUGUCGCCAGCGGGGCUGUACAGGUGGGGGAUGCUGGCAAGAUCUGCUGGAAGUAAGAGCAGCAAGUCCAUGGAGCUCCUCAGGUGGUACAGCUGAGGUGCAUUAGCUGAUCAAAACAGAGGCCACAGUCUAAUAACGUGUAUUCACCUCACAAAGUGUUUUAAGCAAAGGAUUUACCAUUUCAUGUGCUCAGUCAAAUGGCUAAAGAUUCAAAGUAAAAUCGAGAGAAAGCCACAAAUGGGAAUGUUACAACAGGGGGCUGUUCUCAGUAGCUUCAGCUACAGCUCUGUUACAUGCUUCCUAUUUAUGGUUGCUUCCUUGGCCAACAUUUCAGUUCUUAAUCACUUUCUUCACAAAAAAAAAAAAACAACAAAAAAGUCUUGGUUACAGAGACAUCUAAACAUCUGAGAUUGACUUAAGAACAUCACUUUGUCUCCAAACAGACCAUACAGCCUGUAACAGGGGAUUCUCUUGUCACGUGCUGUGAAGUGUCUGUAAGGAUGAGUAAUGGCAGGUAGUAAAUUGGAAGUGAUGGCCAUAUGCAAAGACUUGACUCAUAAAAAAUAUAUAGCCAAAACAAGAAAAACUGGCCUUACCCUUCCUGCAGAUAACAAAGUGCACUUUUUUUCCAUCUAGUUUCUGUUUCAGUGUUGGUAGAUCCUGUCUGGCCUAGAUUCUGGAUGUAUCCAAUAACUUCAAAUACUGAACCUGCUAUCAGUCAGAUCCUAAUAGAAUUAAACUUCUGCUGACCACUUGCCUUCAAGGAUUUCCCUAUGAAUCCACACAGUCCACACAUGAAUUCCCCUCAGAGAUUUGUUCAGAACCAAAAGGUUCAUUUUUUUUUUUCUGAAUGAGCAGAAAGGGAAUUAGUACAAGACAAAAAUAUUUUUUUGGCUUGUGAGACAUUCUUCAAUUCUGAAGAAGGUAAGUCCCUGUAUUCUGGGAAUUAGUAUUUUCACCUAGAAUAAUACUGAUGCAAACCCAGGAAAUGUUGCAACUCUGAAAACAGUAAGGUUUUUUUCAUAGAUGAAUUCUUGUGAAAAAGCACCUGGUUUUCUUUUAAUGUGUUGUAGCUGUGAAAACAUUUUAAUCCGUUUACAAAAAUAAUCAUUUUUGUCCUGUACAAACCAGAAGUAUCUGACUGCAGCCAAUUAUGUGUAUUUUAGAACUACCCUUUACUACAGAGAAAACUGGUUACUGUUCUGUGCACUGAUGUCCUUAUGGUAAUCUCAAUUUGGAUUUGAAAUAAAGUCUAAUAAAAUUAAAAACUUAAACGUAUCAAAAUCUUUCCCUGAAUUUCCUUUUCCAAGGGUAUAAGCUGAAGGAGGAGUUUGUGAAAGAGAAUCUAACUAUGUCUGCAGUGCAAUGACUGCAGAUCAGUUUCUGAGGUUACAGACGUGUGCAAUCCUGCAAAAGUUAGUUAUAAUUCCGGAGCGUGGUGACCUUACUGUUCCCGGGGCCAGAUGGUCUGCAAUGAAGAAGCUUGCUGACAAAAUAUUCCUGUCAUCUUCUGUCGCUGAGGAUAAAGCUCAAGCGAAUACAGAGAAAAAUUACGUGGUCAAAUUUAAUGUGCUUGUAAAAGGCAAAGAAUAAAAGCUAAAUC
Molecule: messenger RNA, 4698 nt
Organism: Cygnus atratus (black swan)
Lineage: Eukaryota; Metazoa; Chordata; Aves; Anseriformes; Anatidae
Product: trifunctional purine biosynthetic protein adenosine-3
Exons: 22
Coding region: 140-3151 (1003 amino acids)
Biological process (GO): 'de novo' IMP biosynthetic process; adenine biosynthetic process
Cellular component (GO): cytosol
Molecular function (GO): phosphoribosylglycinamide formyltransferase activity; phosphoribosylamine-glycine ligase activity; ATP binding
Source: RefSeq, a predicted model, not a curated record